Molecule: messenger RNA, 1419 nt
Organism: Gongylonema pulchrum
Lineage: Eukaryota; Metazoa; Nematoda; Chromadorea; Rhabditida; Gongylonematidae
Source: the annotation of a GenBank genome assembly
AUGAAUGAAUGGACGAAAAUUUCGGGAAUCUUAUUAUUCUGGCUUUUACCAUUGAGCCAGUGCAGUCGGGACGCUAGCCGACUCUUUGAGGAUCUCCUGGCUGAUUACAAUAAGCUUGUAAGGCCUGUUGAAAAUGAUAGCGACACGCUGAUCGUACGAUUCAAGCUAAAACUCUCGCAGCUUCUCGAUGUGGUAUGCAUAUUUUCUGUUAUAGAAGCGUAUGUUGCAUUUAAACACUGGACAGACUAUAAAUUGAAAUGGAAUCCAGCAGACUACGGUGGAGUGAACGUAUUAUACGUACCUUCUGAUAUGAUAUGGUUACCCGACAUUGUGCUCUACAACAACGCCGACGGAAAUUAUCAAGUGUCGAUAAUGACGAAGGCGAAGUUAUCACCAAAUGGUACUGUGGAGUGGUCACCUCCUGCCAUCUAUAAAAGCAUGUGCCAAAUUGAUGUUGAAUGGUUCCCAUUCGAUGUGCAAACCUGCGAAAUGAAAUUUGGUUCCUGGACUUAUGGUGGUUUGGAAGUGGAUCUGCAACACAAAGAUUCACAUAUUGAGCGAACGGAAACAGAAACUGUACUUGGCUUUGAUGGUGAAUACGACGAGACUAUUUGGGUAGUCGAUGAAGGGAUAGAUUUAAGUGAUUAUUAUCCAAGUGUUGAAUGGGAUGUUCUCGGCGUUCCAGGGAAGCGCCAUCUCAAAAGAUAUCCAUGCUGUGAAUCGCCUUUCAUUGACUUGACUUAUGAAAUACGUUUGCGUCGCAAAACACUCUUCUACAUCGUCUAUCUGAUAUUUCCAAUUGUGAGCAUCAACUUCCUGACAGUGCUCGUUUUCUAUUUGCCCUCGGAUGGUGGCGAAAAGAUUUCACUGUGUCUGAAUAUACUAAUUUCGCUCACAAUAUUUUUUCUACUGCUUGUGGAAAUCAUUCCAUCGACCUCGCUCGUCAUACCUCUCAUUGGUAAAUAUCUUUUAUUCACAAUGGUACUUGUAACCUUAUCUGUCAUUGUCACCGUCAUAACACUGAAUGUGCAUUUCCGCUCCCCAGCAACCCAUACAAUGCCGGAAUGGGCCAAAGUAUUCUUCACGGAUUUGCUGCCGAAGUAUCUGCUAAUGAGACGACCGCUACCAGCGAAAAUUAGCAAAGGCAGUUCCAGCAGCACGAGUCACGAUGGGAGCAGUUUCACGAGCUUCCAGAAAGAAUUUACACCAGCGAUGAGUGCCGUGGACAGCGUGUCAUUUAUCGCCGAUCAAAUGAAAGAUGAUAAAGACGGCCAGCAGGUGAUUGAAGACUGGAAGUAUAUAUCGGUGGUGAUGGAUCGUCUGUUUCUGAUACUUUUCACAACAGCGUGUGUUAUUGGAAGUAUCGUGAUUAUUCUGAGGGCGCCAAGCAUUUACGACACUACCGUUGCUCUCGCCUGA